CAGAAGAAACUACAGCAGGUUUAUCAGGCUGAAUGAUGGGAGGGACUGUGUCUGUUCAGACGUUACAAGAGAAAUAAACCAUUCAGGAAGAAUCUCCUUAUGAUCGUACUAAACUUUCACAUCGACACAAUUUAUUAAGACACUCUUGAGACACUGAGAAUGUUGAGUUGAAGAGAUGAAGUUCAUUUGUUUGACUCUUCUGCUUGUUAGUGGAAUAACAGAUUCAAGAUCAGAGCAGUUUGAAGUAGUGGGACCUGUAGAUCCUGUAUUUGCUGUCGCUGGUGAAGAUGUGAUUCUGCCCUGUUCAGUCAAUCCCAGCAUCAGUGUUGUGGACAUGAGAGUGGAGUGGUUUAGACCUGAUCUGAAAAACUCACCACUAGUGCAUCUCUAUAAUGAUCACGAAGACAGAAACACAAGUCAGAUUCAGUCCUACAGAGGGAGAACAAAACUGGUCCAUCAAGAACUACAGAGAGGAAACGCAUCACUCAAACUCUCAACAGUCCGAGUCUCUGAUGAAGGAGUUUAUCAGUGUUUAAUUCAGUCCAAAUCCAGGUUUGAUGAUGCCACUGUUGAUGUCAGAGUUGAAGCUGUGGGACGUCCUCCAGUGAUCACUGUAGAUGGGUUUGAUGGUUCAGGAGGGCUUCAUCUACAGUGUGAAUCUGAAGGUUGGUAUCCUGAACCCAAUCUUGAGUGGCUGGACAGUGAAGGAGUCAGUUUGAGUUCAGAAACUACAGAGACACACAGAAACGCAGACCGAUUCAGUGUCAAACACACCAUUAUUGUUUAUCACAGUGGCAAGAUUCACUGCAGAGUCAAACUGAGACAUCACAUGCUGGAGUCACUGAUCAACACCACAAAUAAUUCUCGGAGGACAUUGGCCAUUCUGAUUUCAGUUAUAGUUGUGCUAAUUGUGAUUGCUGGAAUACUGAUAGCUGUGUUUGUGCAUAAAAACAGAGAAUUUUCUUCAGCACUCGAUCAACUACAGGAUGAGAAGAGCAGAAUACAACAUGAAUUUUCUUCAGCACUCGAUCAACUACAGGAUGAGAAGAGCAGAAUACAACAUGAAUUUUCUUCAGCACUCGAUCAACUACAGGAUGAGAAGAGCAGAAUACAACAUGCAGUGAAAGUGACUCUGGAUGCUGAUUCAGCUCAUCGACAUCUCAUCGUGUCUCGUGACGGGAAACAAGUGAGAUGUGGAAUCAGCCAGAACGCAGUGGAUGAUGGAGAACACAGGUUUGAUGAAUAUCUUGGUGUUCUCGGGAAGGACGGAUUCUCCUCAGGGAGUUUUUACUUUGAGGUGAAGGUGAAGGAUCAAACCGAGUGGGAUUUGGGAGUGGCCAGAGAAUCUGUUGACAGGAAUGGCAAUAUCGAUCUGAGUCCUAAUGCUGGAUACUGGACUGUGAGACGGAGAUUUGAGAGUUAUGUAGCUCGUGAGUCUCCACGUGUCUCUCUUUCUCUGGGAGUGGAGCCUCAGAGGAUCGGGGUGUUUGUGAAUUAUGAGGAGGGUCUCGUCUCCUUUUAUGAAGUAGAGUCCAUGUCUCAUAUCUACUCUUACGUCAUGUUAAGGUCCUUUCACACUGAACGCGAUUUUGAAUCCGAGAUGAAGUUCAUUUGUUUGACUCUCCUGCUUGUUAGUGGGAUUACAGAUUCAAGAUCAGAGCAGUUUGAAGUAGUGGGACCUGCAGGUCCUGUAUUUGCUGUCACUGGUGAAGAUGUGAUUCUGCCCUGUUCAGUCAAACCCAGCAUCAGUGUUGUGGACAUGAGAGUGGAGUGGUUUAGACUUGAUCUGAAAGACUCGGUGCAUCUCUAUGAUGAGCAUGAAGACAGAAACACAGAUCAGAUUCAGUCCUACAGAGGGAGAACAAAACUGAUCCAUCAAGAACUACAGAGAGGAAACGCAUCACUCAAUCUCUCAACAGUCCGAGUCUCUGAUGAAGGACGUUAUAAGUGUUUUAUUCAGUCCCAAUCCUGGUCGGAUGAUGUCACUGUUGAUGUCAGAGUUGAAGUUGUGGGACGUCCUCCAGUGAUCACUGUAGAUGGGUUUGAUGGUUCAGGAGGGUUUCAUCUACAGUGUGAAUCUGAAGGUUGGUAUCCUGAACCUGAUCUUGAGUGGCUGGACAGUGAAGGAGUCAGAUUGAGUUCAGAAACUAAUGAGACUCACAGAAACACAGACCGAUUCAGUGUCAAACACACCAUCAUUGUUUAUCACAGUGGCAAGAUUCACUGCAGAGUCAAACUGACACAUCACAUGCUGGAGUCACUGAUCAACACCACAAAUAAUAGGUUUAUUUCUUGGAGGACGUCAGUCAUCCUGAUGUCAGUUUUUGUUGUGCUCAUUGUGAUUGCUGGAAUACUGAUAGCAGUGUUCACGCAUAAAAACAGAGCACACGAUCAACUACAGAAUGAGAAGCGCAGAUUACAACAUGAACGUGAUCAACUUUUACAAAGUGGUGUUUUACAAGCUUUCCCACAAUUAAGAAAACACAUGGAACAUGAUCAACUUCAAAGUCAGAAGAUUAUUAUAACAGAAGCUGUACAACAUUUAAGAAAACACAUGGCAGUGAAUGUGACUCUGGAUGCUGAUUCAGCUCAUCGACGUCUCAUCAUGUCUGAUGAUAGGAAACAAGUGAGAUGUGGAAUCAGCCAGAACGCAGUGGAUGAUGGAGAACACAGGUUUGAGUAUCAUCUUGGUGUUCUUGGGAAGAACGGAUUCUCCUUAGGGAGUUUUUACUUUGAGGUGAAGGUGAAGGGUCAAACUGAGUGGGAUUUAGGAGUGGCCAGAGAAUCUGUUGACAGGAAGGGCUGGAUCGGCCUGAGUCCUGAUAAAGGAUACUGGACUGUGAGACGGAGAGAUGAGAAAUAUUGGGCUCUUGAGUCUCCACGUUCUGUCUCUCUUUCUCUGAGAGUGACGCUUCAGAGGAUCGGUGUGUUUGUGGAUUAUGAGGAGGGUCUCGUCUCCUUUUAUGAAGUGGAGUCCACGUCUCAUAUCUACACUUUCACUGGUCAGUGCUUUAACAAAAAACUCUUUCCAUUUGUUUGUUUGGGGUACUGGAAGAAUAAUAACUCCACACCACUGAUUAUCUGUGAGGAUUAUUAAUGACGUCAAUGAAUGAAUUUACAUAAUCAAGUGAAAUAAAAGGAAAUACAAAACAAUCAGUGUAACAGCCACAAAUAUGAACUAUUAUUCACAAAUGUGGACACAGAAGUGUGUGUGAGGCGCUCAUGAUCACCUGAUCAUCUCCACUAGAUAGUGAAUGAAAGUCAUCAUGAACUCAAUAGUGUUUGUUGAUGAAUGUCCAGAUUGAGGAAAGCAGGAAUCAAAUGUCAAGCUCAAAUAUCAGACAUGUUCAUGUGUGUAACGCUUUCAUCACUACAUCAUUCCCACAAUGCCAUUGUGUUAUUCAGAUUUCAGACUUAUGUGGAUAGUGUAAAGAAUUAGUGUCCAAACUUCUGAUCACUUUAGACACAGAUGAAUAGAUGAGUUUAAGUUUAUUCAUAUAUUCUUAAGUGCUCAUUUGUAUUCUUCGUUUUCAUUCUUUUAUUAUUAGGAUGGAGAUCGUUCACCCAAAAAGACAAUGUUCAUGUGUUUCCAUCCAUAUUUAUUGUUCUGUUGCUUUUAUAUGAAAAUAAAUAUAAUGAACAAGA
Messenger RNA from Pimephales promelas (fathead minnow), 3645 nucleotides. Lineage: Eukaryota; Metazoa; Chordata; Actinopteri; Cypriniformes; Leuciscidae. The record is from RefSeq and is a predicted model, not a curated record.